Molecule: messenger RNA, 3894 nt
Organism: Penaeus indicus
Lineage: Eukaryota; Metazoa; Arthropoda; Malacostraca; Decapoda; Penaeidae
Exons: 3
Coding region: 1-3894 (1297 amino acids)
Biological process (GO): DNA integration
Molecular function (GO): nucleic acid binding; zinc ion binding
Source: RefSeq, a predicted model, not a curated record
AUGUCCACUUUUAAUAUCGUAGAUAUUGUAAAGACCGCCCAAGAUGCGGGAAUUUCUCCAGCAGAUAUAAAUAAUUUAGUUGCACGUUCCGUAGUUAAUGCAGGUCAGUCUGCUUAUCCAGAUUUGAAAUUGCCUAACUUUUGUGAGAGCAAAGAUGAUAUUCAUGAUUAUCUUGCGCGUUUUGAGAAGAUUGCAGAAAUACAGAAUUGGGAGGUAGAACGUUAUCACAUUUACCUUGGAGCACAAUUGACAGGAAAAGCCUUAAAAACUUAUAUUAAUUUGCCUAAUAAUGUUCUUUCUAACUACGAAUUGGUUAAGGAUGCCUUGCUUAAAACUUAUUGCUUAGAUGCCGAGUCUUAUCGUAAGAAAUUCCGGGAAAGCAAAGUGAACGAGACAGAAUCGUAUGUUCAACUAGUUACUAGAAUGGAACAGUACCUAAGAAAUUGGAUAAGUCUUAGUGAAGUGAGGGAGGAUUUCAACGACCUUUGUGACUUCCUUGUUAGAGACCAAUUGCUGAGCAACUGCUCUUUAGAUUUGCGGAUAUUUUUAAAAGAGCGAUUAUUUGACAACACUCUUGAUAUGGCACAAGCUGCCGACAGAUUCAGAGCUGCACAUCGCAAUAUUAAACCGCGGAAGACCUUCUCUGCGAGAGAAGAAACGAGCGAAAGGCGCGACGCAAAGUCCGACGUGGUAUGUCACAAUUGCAAAGCUACGGGGCACAUUCGACCUAAUUGUCCUGAAUUAAAAAGAUCGCGGUUGGGGUCAUCUAAGGUUAACUUCGUUUUUGAAUCGGAUCUUACUCCGCAGAACAGUGUUACCGACGAUGCGAUUUUAUUUAACAAACCUGUUAAUGCUCUCUUUGAUUCUGGAUGUUCAACUAUUAUAGUAAAAGAUUCGCUGAUUCCCCCGUAUGUAAAACGACGAAAGACCAUUACACUAUACGAUUACCUAGGCGUCGGCAAGACUUUUCCCGAAAUACGGUGCUUCAUAAAGAGUCGCUUUUUGACUGGAUGGGUGAAUGCCGUUGCGGCACCCAUCAAAUUCACCGACAUACUAAUCGGAAUGGUACCCGGGGUCAAGAUGCCAGCAUUAGAUUUAACGGGCAAGACUAAUAAUGGCAAAACUUCAGCGAUUGAUAAACAUGAAAUUGCAAGUGCCGAUAACUUAGUCAUGGAAAUUCAGACUCGAAGAGGUAAAAUGGCUGACCUUGCUAAACCUCGUGCCUUAAAUGUACCAGAACUUAUAAUUAAAGAUAUCACAAAACAAGAGCUGAUGGAAGAACAAGGCAAAUGCGUAACUCUAAAUGACAUAAGAUCAAAAGUAGAAAGAGGGAGUAUAGUAAAUGUCAAACAUAGAACAGUAAAGUAUGAAAAAGUUAACGAUCUCAUCUAUAGAAUUUGUCUUCAAAGUAAAAAUGAAAAUGAGAUUGGUAUGAAGCAAUUAGUUGUCCCUCGUAAGUUUAGACAUAUCAUCUUGUCAACGGCACACGAUUCCCCUGUUGCAGGACAUUUUUCGCAUCGUAAAACAUCUGAGAAGAUAUUUUACAAGUUCUUUUGGCCAGGCGCGGGUGCCGAUAUAAAGCGCUUUUGUCGUUCGUGUCCAACGUGUCAAAGAUCUUCCCCUAAAGGCAAAGUCAAGAAAGUACCAUUGGUGUCCAUGCCCGUGAUAAAUGAACCGUUUUCUCGCGUUGCCAUAGAUCUCGUAGGCCCGUUAUCACCUUCAGAAAGAGGCCAUCGGUAUAUCUUAACUCUAAUAGACUGCGCUACUCGUUUUCCUGAAGCUGUUCCUCUACGCAGUAUCGAUACGGUAACUGUCGCUGAAAACCUAAUUGAUAUAUUUUCGCGUGUCGGUAUUCCUAAAGAAAUCUUGUCAGACCGCGGCACACAGUUCAAGUCCGACCUUAUGAACGAGAUAAAUAGACUUUUGUGUGUAAAGGCUCUCUAUACAAGCCCGUAUCACGCUUGUUGCAAUGGCACAGUAGAGCGGUUUCAUGCAGUUUUGAAAUCCAUGGUUCGAGGACCACUUACAAUUUUGUAUGAACUGUGGACCAACGAUAAUCUGGACGGUAAUGUAAAGAACACCUAUCAGUACGUGUUAGAUCUUAGAACUAAAUUAGAGGAAUCUGCUCAGUUAGCUUCAUCUCAUGCUAAGAUCAAUAGUAAUCUGUAUAAAGCCUACUUCGAUCGCGGCGCUAAAGCGCGCUCGCUCGCUGUUGGCGACGAAGUGCUCGUUUUGCUUCCUUCAACGCAUAACAAGCUCACUAUGCAGUGGAAAGGCCCAUACACCGUUAUUAAACGUCACGAUAACGGAGUAGAUUACUUAAUUAAAGUAAAGGGUAAAGCCAAACUUUACCAUAUUAACAUGAUGAAAAAGUUCAUUAAAAGGGAGGACAUUGAAACGCCUAAUGUUUGCCAGAUAUGUGUAGUAGAUGAUGAUAUUGUUAGUGAUGACACGUGCGAUGUCUCUGUAAUGAGCAAUACGGUAACUAACUUUAAUAUCGGUGCAGAUCUAAAACCUGAUCAAAUAAAAGGGCUAAGGAACCUACUUGAUAAAUACCCAGAUGUAUUUUCAGAUAACCCUGGACUAACUAGCUCGGUAACGCACGAUAUCAAAUUAACUACCACCGAACCCGUACACCGCAAGCCUUACGCGAUUCCUCACCAUUUGAUUAAACCAUUUGAGGCAGAAGUACAGAGAAUGAAAGAACUUGGAGUGAUCGAACCAUCCGAUUCGCCGUACUGUUCGCCCGUAGUUCUCGUGAAAAAGUCGAAUAACACCUGGAGGUUCUGUGUUGAUUUCAGAGCUCUGAAUAAUAUUAGUCAAUUCGAUGCUGAACCGAUGCCUUUUAUGGACGAAGCGCUAGGAAACUUCACAUCAGAUAAGUUCUUCACAGAACUCGAUUUAUGUAAAGGUUAUUGGCAAAUUCCCUUAAGUGAACGAUCUAAGCCAUAUACUGCUUUUGCAACCAAGUACGGUUUAAUGCAGUUUGCGAGGUUGCCGUUCGGAUUGAAAACCGCAUGCGCGACAUUCGUGCGAUUAAUGAGGAAAGUAAUAAAGGGUCUAAAUAACACGGAUUGUUACUUUGAUAACAUUGUUGUUCACAAUGCUAAGUGGGAAGAUCACUUAAUCGACCUUACUAACUUGCUGAACAGGCUCCGUUUACAUGGAUUAACUGCAGGUCCUGAUAAAUGCUUCUUUGGCUACACAAAAAUUAAGUAUCUAGGUUUCACAUUGGGUGAUAAUUGUUUAAGACCUGUUGAUGCUAAAAUUAAAGCUAUAAUAGAUAUGCCUCUCCCUAAAACAAAAAAGCAACUAAGGUCUUUCUUGGGAACAGUCUCGUUCUACCGUAAAUUUAUCCCUAAUUUUGCGGAUAUAGUAUCUCCUAUUAAUGUCUUGCUGAGAAAAUAUAGUAGUAAUGUGUUAAUAUUAAAUGAUGAACAGAUUGCAAGGAUCAAUUUAUUGAAGGAUAAAUUAAUUAACGCCCCAAUUCUCACAUUGCCCGAUUAUAACAAGCAAUUCUUUCUGAGAACUGAUGCUUCUGACACGGGCUUGGGUGCAAUCCUUCUGCAGGAAAUGAAUGGAGAAUUAAUGCCUGUCGCCUAUGCCAGCCGCGCACUAUUAGACCGCGAGACGCGUUACGCAGUUAUAGAACGCGAAUGCCUCGCUAUAGUUUGGGGAAUAGAAAAGUUUAAAUCUUACUUGUACGGUAAAGAAUUCAUUCUACAAACGGAUCAACAGCCAUUAACAUAUCUACUGAAUAUGAAGAAUAGUAAUGGCAGACUUAUGCGCUGGUCUCUCGCCUUGCAGGCAUAUUCUUUUAUAAUUCAGUAUAUCAAAGGUGUUGAUAAUGUAGGAGCUGAUCUCCUUAGUCGAUGUCCGGUAAUUAUCGAUUAG